This is a messenger RNA of Aspergillus caelatus, 425 nucleotides long. RefSeq lists its product as uncharacterized. Bases 7 to 417 code for a protein of 136 amino acids. Lineage: Eukaryota; Fungi; Ascomycota; Eurotiomycetes; Eurotiales; Aspergillaceae. The transcript has a single exon. The record is from RefSeq and is a predicted model, not a curated record.
GUUGUGAUGCUCCAGCUCCCUCACAAAGCCCUAGUGGAUCCAGCCGUGUGCCUUCACACCGAGCGCUUAAACAAGCCAGUGCCUUCGGCUGAACUUCACGACAUCAAUCUCAUCUGGCUAGAGCAAUGUAGUAAGUACUCUACAGCGAUACGGAUUCCUUUGAUGUACGGACUAGGAGACUUUCAUGGACUUUGGGUGUCUACCAGGGAUGCUGUGGAACGAUACAAUUCAGCCUUCCCAGGUAGCCCACGCGUUGAAUGUGGGAUAGUUCCUAUGGCCACCCCUUGUAUUGAAAUGAGCUUCCAGGGUACGAAUUGGUUGUACAGGUGUUUUGGAUUCCCCUGCGAGUGUGCAGUUUCCCAAGGUCUCUUGUCGGAAAGCCGAGAUGCGGUACCUUCCACGCUGGUCGGACGAUGAUAGUCAAA